UUAUUCCACGUUGCUGUUCAAGUGGUAUAAACUACAUCGGCGAUUUAAUUGGCACAGUACGUCGCACUUCGACCGUUAUCGAGAUCGACGGUCUCGACCGCCAGCGAGGAAUAUUGCAUGCCGCCACCCAUGUCCACGCAACCACCCGCUUCGCUCGACAUUCCUCCAACCACCAGACCAACCUGUCCCUCAUCAAUCCCAAAAGCACAGCGCACAUACUACAAUUCUAACCUACGCAAACCGGCCCUCGCGCACGCAAUUACCGAAGAGCACCCCAGCGCCCAAAUCUCCAAUCACUUCCACUUCGAGGUGUCAGGAACCACACCGGUUCGUCGCACAGAUGAGGCGGACGCCAGGAAGCUGGGAUAUUACCUUACCGUACCGUACCUUAGCUUAUACAGCCAAGACCUGAGCAUUUCUCAGGACUCAAGGGAGGUGGACCAAGCUAGAAUUGGGAGGAUACUGGACUAGACUGAACUAAACUGAACUGGACUGGACUGGACUGGACUGGACUGGACUGGACUGGACUGGACUGGACUAUAGUACACGAACACUGAAUGGUUGCGAACCUACCCUGCGCGCUCAUUGGUCCAUCGUCGGAUGUAAUGUUUGUCGCCGUCCACUUCUCCUGCGCCAAGGGGAUACGAAUAUGCAAGCGCGAACAAUUCCGCGGCCAUUCGGGAGACGGGAUCCCGACCGG
Eremomyces bilateralis CBS 781.70 is the source of this 700-nucleotide messenger RNA. RefSeq lists its product as uncharacterized. The record is from RefSeq and is a predicted model, not a curated record. Lineage: Eukaryota; Fungi; Ascomycota; Dothideomycetes; Eremomycetales; Eremomycetaceae. Bases 118 to 471 code for a protein of 117 amino acids. The transcript is spliced from 2 exons.